This is a messenger RNA of Punica granatum (pomegranate), 1764 nucleotides long. The record is from RefSeq and is a predicted model, not a curated record. Lineage: Eukaryota; Viridiplantae; Streptophyta; Magnoliopsida; Myrtales; Lythraceae.
UGCUUCGCACUCACUCCACUGUCAGUAUAAUCAUGGAUUUACAUUUCCUCUUCUCUUUUCCAGUUUUCUUCUCCUUCCUCAUCCUACUCGUCACCUUCCUGCAGCUCAAACCCAAAAACAAAUCCGUGCCGAGGCUGCCUCCCGGUCCAUGGAAGCUCCCGGUCAUCGGCAACAUGCACCAGCUUAGCGGCCCUCUCCCCCACCGCACCCUCCAUGACUUGGCAGCUAAAUAUGGCCCCUUGAUGCACCUAAAGAUGGGAGAGGUUUCCACGGUAGUGUUCUCCUCCCCGGAGACGGCCAAGGAGGUGCUAAAGACCCACGACGUGAUCUUCGCGUCUCGCCCACCCAUCCUUGCCUCAAGCAUCAUCUCAUAUGACUGCACGAGCAUCACAUUCGCGCCCUAUGGCGAGUACUGGCGCCAGCUGCGCAAGAUAUGCAUCCUCGAGCUCCUCAGUGCCAAGAGGGUGCUCUCGUAUCGUUCGGUGAGGGAGGAUGAGAUGGCGAACCUGGUGAAGUGGAUCAGGUCGAAGGCUGGGACCGCAAUCAAUCUCACGGAGAAGAUCUACUCAUCGCAGUACGGCAUGACCUCUAGGGCGGCGUUCGGGAAGCAGUGCCACGAGCAGGACAGGUUCAUUGGAGUGGUCAAGGAGGCUAUUAAGUUCGCAGGCGGGUUCGGGAUUGCGGACUUGUUUCCAUCGAUCAAACUGCUUCAUGUGAUCAGCGGCAUGAAGCCUAAGAUCGAGAAGCUGCACAAGGAAUCUGACAGGAUGCUCGAGGACAUUAUCCGCGAACACCGGGAGGCCAAGAAGAGAAACGCUGACAAUGGUGGCCAGGAGGUUGAAGAAGAUGAGGAUUUGGUUGAUGUGCUGUUGAAAAUUCAGAGGCAGGGUGAUUUUGAAUUUUCCUUGACCACUGACAACAUUAAGGCUGUCAUCUUGGACAUCUUCAGUGCUGGAAGUGAGACACCAGCGACAGCGGCGGAUUGGGUAAUGUCAGAGCUCAUCAAGAACCCGAACAUCACGCGAAAGGCCCAAAGCGAAGUGCGAGAAGUCUUCAACAGGAGAGGUAGAGCCGAUGAGGAAGGAGUCUCGGAGCUCAGCUACUUAAAACAAGUGGUGAGGGAAGCCCUGAGACUUCACCCGCCCGUGCCUCUCCUCCUGCCGAGGGAAUGCUCGGAGGUCCGUGAGAUCUGUGGCUACACAAUCCCGGUCAAGACCAAGGGAAUCAUCAAUGCCUGGGCGCUCGGGCGGGACCCCAAGUGGUGGAAGGACCCGGAGAGGUUCGACCCUGAGAGGUUCAACGACACUUCAGUGGACUUCAAGGGCAAUUAUAUGGAGUACAUUCCUUUCGGGGCGGGCAGGAGGAUCUGCCCCGGCAUGACCUUCGGGCUUGCCCAGGUGGAGCUGCAGAUCGCUAUGCUACUGUACCAUUUCGACUGGAAGCUGCCCGAGGGGAUGAGGAAUGAGGAUCUCGACAUGACUGAGACGUUCGCGGUCACAGUGAAGAGGAAGGACGACCUGUACCUGAUCCCGACCCCGUACAUCCGGCCCUAGGUAUCAAUCUCGAUGGAUUCAGUUGGAUUGAUCCAUUUGACAUGCUUAAUAAUGUAUUGGAGUGUCUCGUCUCUCUUGAUUGGAACUUGAAUAUCGGUGGACCGCGUGUGUCGUACUAAGGUUCAGGCCGUACCGGGUGAAAGCAAAUGAAUUGUUGAACUCGAAAUCAGACGGGUGAAAGAAUCAAAUCUACGGAUGAUCUUUUCUUUAA